GAAAACCAGGACAACUCCUCAUCCAGGGAACGAAAAAAAAGAAAAACAGGCAGGGAGACGGUGGGGUGGAGUACAGGAAGCUGGUUGAACAUGGGCGAAAUUUAAUCUAAUAACGACAUAAAUCACAGUUUCCAUUUCUUCCAUAUUUUUACGGAACAAGACUGCGGAGAUUUGUGGAAUUUUUACUGGAUUGCUUUGGAGAUUUAGGCGAACAGCGAGGAGAAGAUGUCUCGGGGAGUGAUCCAGCCCAGCCAGCAGAAACUGGCAGAAAAACUCACCAUCCUCAACGACAGAGGCAUCGGGAUGCUGACCCGUGUUUACAAUAUCAAAAAGCAAGGACAAGUUUGGAAGGCAUGUGGCGACCCCAAGGCUAAGCCCUCCUAUCUCGUCGAUAAGAACUUGGAGUCUGCGGUUAAAUUUAUUGUCAGGAAGUUUCCUGCAGUGGAGACGCGGAAUAACAACCAACAGCUGGCCCAGCUGCAGAAGGAGAAGUCAGAGAUUCUGAAGAACCUGGCUCUCUAUUAUUUUACCUUCGUCGAUGUCAUGGAAUUCAAGGAUCAUGUGUGUGAGCUGCUGAACACCAUUGAUGCCUGCCAGGUCUUCUUUGACAUUACGGUGAAUUUUGACCUGACUAAGAACUACCUGGAUCUGGUGGUAACAUACACUACUCUGAUGAUAAUACUUUCUCGCAUAGAGGAGAGGAAAGCCAUCAUAGGGCUUUACAACUAUGCCCACGAGAUGACGCAUGGAGCCAGUGACCGGGAGUACCCCAGGUUGGGCCAAAUGAUUGUGGAUUAUGAGAACCCUUUGAAGAAGAUGAUGGAGGAGUUUGUUCCACAUGGAAAGACUGCUCUGACUUCCUCGCUCUCUCUGGCUGCCUACAGAGGCUCCAUGCACAGAGAGAGGCGCAAGUUCCUCAGAUCAGCUCUGAAAGAGCUCGCCACUGUUUUAGCUGACCAACCUGGACUGCUUGGUCCAAAGGCGCUGUUUGUGUUCAUGGCGCUGUCAUUCGCCCGUGAUGAGAUCAUCUGGCUGCUUCGACACGCAGACAACAUCCAGAAGAAAAGCACAGAUGAUUUCAUAGACAAACACAUAGCUGAGCUGAUCUUCUACAUGGAGGAGCUCAGAGCUCAUGUCAGGAAGUACGGCCCUGUGAUGCAGCGAUACUACGUCCAGUACCUGUCUGGGUUUGAUGCUGUGGUGCUGAAUGAACUGGUUCAGGAUGGAGAAGUGUUUGACUUCAGAGGCAUGAGACUGGAUUGGUUCAGACUGCAGGCCUACACAAGCGUCUCUAAAGCCAGUCUCGGUUUAGCCGAUCACAAAGAGCUCGGUAAAAUGAUGAACACCAUCAUCUUCCACACAAAGAUGGUGGACUCUCUGGUGGAGAUGCUUGUGGAGACAUCAGACCUGUCUAUUUUCUGCUUCUACAGCCGUGCAUUUGAGAAGAUGUUUCAGCAGUGCUUGGAGCUUCCCUCCCAGAGCCGCCACUCAGUCUGUUUCCCUCUGCUUUGUACACACUUUAUGUCCUGUACACAUGAGCUCUGUCCCGAGGAGCGUCACCACAUAGGGGAUCGAAGCCUGUCGUUGUGCAACAUGUUUUUGGACGAAAUGGCCAAACAGGCCAGAAACCUGAUCACGGACAUCUGCACCGAGCAGUGUACGCUCAGUGACCAGCUGCUUCCCAAGCACUGCGCAAAAACCAUCAGCCAAGCUGUGAACAAGAAGAGCAAGAAGGCGACGGGGAAGAAAGGCGAGCCGGAGAGGGAGAAACCAGGCGUGGAGAGCAUGAGGAAGAACAGACUGCUGGUCACCAAUCUGGAUAAACUCCACACCGCCUUAUCUGAACUCUGCUUCUCCAUCAACUACGUUCCCAACCUGAUUGUGUGGGAGCACACUUUCACGCCGAGGGAGUACCUCACCUCGCACCUGGAGAUCCGAUUUACCAAGUCCAUAGUGGGGAUGACCAUGUACAACCAGGCUACUCAGGAGAUAGCCAAGCCCAGCGAGCUGCUGACGAGCGUCCGAGCAUACAUGACCGUGCUGCAGUCCAUAGAGAACUACGUCACCAUCGACAUCACACGAGUUUUCAACAACGUCCUCCUGCAGCAGACGCAGCACCUGGACAGCCACGGAGAGCCCACCAUCACCAGUUUAUACACAAACUGGUACUUGGAAACGUUGCUCCGCCAGGUCAGUAACGGACACAUCGCCUACUUCCCCGCCAUGAAGGCUUUCGUCAACCUGCCCACUGAGAACGAACUAACUUUCAAUGCUGAAGAAUACUCUGAUAUCUCUGAGAUGCGUUCCCUGUCAGAGCUCUUGGGCCCGUAUGGUAUGAAGUUUCUUAGUGAGAGCCUGAUGUGGCACAUCUCAUCUCAGGUUGCUGAGCUGAAGAAACUGGUGGUAGAAAACAUGGAGGUGUUGACCCAGAUGAGGACGAGCUUCGACAAACCAGACCACAUGGCUGCGCUCUUCAAGAAACUCACCUCUGUGGACAGCGUUUUGAAGAGAAUGACCAUCAUUGGGGUCAUUUUGUCCUUCCGCUCGCUCGCUCAGGAGGCUCUGAGAGACGUUUUGUCCUGUCACAUUCCUUUCCUGGUCAGCUCAGUGGAGGAUUUCAAGGACCACAUUCCCCGAGAGACGGACAUGAAGGUGGCCAUGAACGUUUACGAGCUGUCCUCAGCAGCAGGUUUACCCUGUGAGAUCGACCCGGCUCUGGUGGUGGCUCUGUCCUCUCAAAAGAGCGAGAACAUCAGCCCAGAGGAGGAGUAUAAGAUCGCCUGUCUGCUGAUGGUCUUUGUGGCAGUUUCGUUGCCAACACUUGCCAGCAACGUGAUGUCGCAGUACAGCCCAGCCAUCGAAGGCCACUGUAACAACAUCCACUGCCUGGCCAAAGCAAUCAACCAGAUCGCUGCUGCUCUCUUCACCAUCCACAAGGGAAGCAUAGAGGACCGCCUCAAAGAGUUCCUGGCUCUGGCCUCAUCCAGCCUGCUGAAGAUCGGUCAGGAAACGGACAAGAUGACGACGCGUAACAGAGAAUCUGUCUACCUGCUGCUGGACAUGAUUGUGCAGGAGUCUCCCUUCCUCACCAUGGACCUGCUGGAGUCCUGUUUCCCUUACGUCCUGUUGCGAAACGCCUACCACGCCGUCUACAAACAGAGCAUCAGCGCUAAUGCAUAGACACACACACAGACACUAACCACACAAAGGCAUACCUUAUAGUCUGCUAUUGAAUGGGGGUACAAACAAAACAAAUACACACUACCAGACUACACUAAAUCCAAACUAAACACACUAAUCUAUGCCUACAAAGCCUCAGCGUGUUCGGACAAAAAAAGCAACACUGUCGGCAUUUAACAUUAAACGAGUAGCAUUUAAAACAAAUCCACUCAAAAUAUAUAAGAAGAGCGUACGAAACACAAGCACUCGAAUUAAAAAGAGGGAAAAAACACAACAUAUGAACAGAAACACACGAGCUGGAUGAAGUUGGGGGAUCAGUGUCUUUAUUUUAAUCGUACCGUUUCCAUGAUGUUGCCAGGGACCACGACCAUAGCAACACAAAAAAUACAUAAUGUUUGGUUGGUAUAAAAGAACAAAAGUAUAAAUAUAUAGUAUAUAUAUAUAGUUGACACUAAAAUAUUUUUUUCUCCUUUGUUUUUUUUUGUUUGUUUUUUUAAUUUUGCAAUGAAAGUUUUGAGAACUUUAGUGGCCAGCUGAUAACUACUAUGUGGUGAUGGAUUUUUGGAUGCUUACUUUGAGAAUGCAAAUGAUUCUGAUGUUUUUGUGGGGUUUAUUAUUAUUCUUAUUAUAUUUCUUUUAUGGAUGCGGGGUGAGGAUUCCUGUGUUGAUACUGAAAGACACGUUGCUCGUUAAUCUGAGUUUACACACGCGUACAGAUACACAAUCCCGAGCAGAUCUACGGUUCCAAACACUAAUCUUCGACCAUUUCCUAGCAAACAAACAAACACACGCACACACACACACACAUAUUCAGACAGACACACACUUGUAUAACAUGGUGAUGUUUUCUUUCUUUUUUUUCUAGCUAGUCGUAACAUGAACAUUUUGUGGGUAAAGAUAUAAUAUCUGUAUUCUACUUUGAUGUGAAGCUGUCUGUUUUUAAUGUUUAUGUUUUGUUACUUUUAUGACGACGACAAUGACGAUUUGCCAAAUGUGUUGACACUAAACAAAAGAAAAGUGUGUAUCAGGGCUUGGAAGGAUUGGAGUGUUGACAAGUGGUGAGAAAUGCCAUUUUUUGGGGGCGUUUUCAGUGUUUGACGCCAGCUCUGCGGCAGCUCUGUUAAACUCUUACAGUGGGAACAAGCAAAAGAAAACACUUGCAAGUAUUCCCCUCAGCUCCCCUGACUUACGCUGCAGUAGGUGCUACAUGUUGUCUGCGGUAGAGUAAAACUACAAAAUAACCCCUAAUCAGAACGAGUCCACUCGUGGCUCCUGGAAAGGAGCUUCGUUGUUCUUUUGAAGCCCUACUGAAGCAGCUGGGGGAAGCACGCCUUACUCAAAGGCACCUUAGCAGCAGCUGAUGAUAGCUGACCAUCUAUAGUCCAGUUAUAUAACUGUUUAACUUUAAUACUAAGGUCAUUUUAACCACCUAACACUAAUAAAAAAACAUAAGAUGAACUGGAGCUGCAAUAAAAAUAAACAAACAAUUAUUAUUCACCCUCAGUGCCGCUUUCACUGGAUUUGCAAAUUCUGGUCGAAGGGGCAUCCACCAAUGACUCUUACAUAUUUGCGACGGUUGUGUGGGACCUUAAAGGACAGAUGGACAACUUUUACAAAGUGCAGUCUGAUUUUUAUUUUCUUCCUCAAUCAGAGCACAGCAGGGGCUACGUAAUGAGACACAAACCUUACUCUCCUUAAGUUAGCCCUUUGCUAGUGUCAUACUAACCCCAGGGCUCUGUCUGAAGGUCAUUCUGCAUACUACUCAUGACUUUUAACCACUGCUGGAGUUAUUCUGCAAGUGGCUGCAAAGUGAAGUCAUAUUUACAGAAUGUAGCAGGAACACAGGAAAAUGUUCAAAGGGGUGUUUCUUCUGUGGCGAGUCGGUAGUUUGCAUUAUGAGCUUGUAAGGACAGAUCCGUGGACACAUUCUGCCAUUUGAUGUGGAAUGGUUGCUGUUUUACUUUAUAACUUUUUUUUUUUUUUUUUUUUUUUUGUGUUUCUGAUUCCAACUUGUAACUUAAAAUGACAUGAAUAAAAUAAACUUUAGGGCUGUGUCAGACCUGAA
This is a messenger RNA of Neolamprologus brichardi, 5245 nucleotides long. The record is from RefSeq and is a predicted model, not a curated record. NCBI's taxonomy places the organism in Eukaryota, Metazoa, Chordata, Actinopteri, Cichliformes, Cichlidae.